AUGUAUGUCAGCGCCCUCUGCUGUCAACUACUGGCAACGCUACCACCUAUGUUUAUCGAUUAUUUUCUCCUAGCGGAAACUGGUUUCUCACCCCCUCACUCCUCCUCCUCCUCCUCCUAUUCACAAUUUAACCUCCUCCUCCUCCUCUUCUUCUUUCUCAUCCUGCCCCUCUUCCCUGCCUGCAACUCAUUUCUGUUUGACAACGUCACCGGUGCCUGCCUGCACUCAGCCCAUACCGAACCCUUAACGCUCAUACUGUUCCCCGCCUUCUGGAAUUUUUACAGCUUCUUCAAUUUUUCUUUUUUUUUCUUUUUUUGUCUCAUUUGCAUACUUCAUUCGCAUAUGUGGAUUUCGUGGAAGAACAUUAAAAAACCAUUUUUUUUAAACUUAUUUUUCCUUAAAACAAAAAGAAAAGGAAUUUAUUUUAUGUUUUUUUCCAUUAAUCUUUCUGUUUUCUUUUUUGCACUCAUUCGUUUUGUUUCUCUUUCGUCUUAUUUGUUCGUUUCUCUUUUUCUCUUCCUUCUUUCUUCAUUUAUUGGUUUUCCUUCCUUUCUUUCUACUUUUUCUCUCCUUCUCCAUAUUCCUCCUCUUUUCAUUAGCGUCUUUCUUCUUCAGUGUUCUCCUUCCUGUUAA
This is a messenger RNA of Acanthosepion pharaonis, 633 nucleotides long. Lineage: Eukaryota; Metazoa; Mollusca; Cephalopoda; Sepiida; Sepiidae. The record is from the annotation of a GenBank genome assembly.